Messenger RNA from Dufourea novaeangliae, 762 nucleotides. It is a transcript of the gene IFT43, whose product is annotated as intraflagellar transport protein 43 homolog. Gene Ontology annotation, biological process: intraciliary retrograde transport. Gene Ontology annotation, cellular component: intraciliary transport particle A; cilium. The transcript has 6 exons. Lineage: Eukaryota; Metazoa; Arthropoda; Insecta; Hymenoptera; Halictidae. The record is from RefSeq and is a predicted model, not a curated record. Bases 184 to 762 code for a protein of 192 amino acids.
UUUCUCGCGGUUCGUCCAAUGCAGAAGAGGAGAGGGAACGCCGAAGAGACGAGCACAGCGAAGUCGAUUCAACGGCGCAUAGCGUGGCGGGGCGGUCAGUUGGUUGUUAUGGUUACUAGCUAGCAAACACACACUUCGCGUGAACCAUAUUAUUCUUGCAGAAAGACCUGGAGAAGGUAAACCAUGGACUGGGCCGCGGAUUUGGAAAUCACUUCGAAAAAGCUUUUACCCCGUCUUGGCAGACGAUCAACCCAAAAUGUCACGCAGGAGGAUACCAAGUCGGACGAUGAUCUUCUAGAAAGUCCUGUAUCGGCGUCCUCUAGAAAAUUCACGCAACCACCUGUUGCACCUCCGCGUACCAGGAAAACGGGAUGGGGAGACGAUCUGAAAAGCAGCAGAUCACGAGGAGCAGCGAGUGUUAUCGAACAAGAACGUUCCCGGGGGACCGAAAAGUACGAAUUCGUGGACGAUAUUCCGACUAUUCCGGAUUUGGAUGAAAUACAGGAAGACUGUGCGGUAUCCGAUAUCAAUACGCCUGCAGUGAACGUGAAUAGAGUUACCGCAUAUAAGGAACUCGACACAGAUUUGGUAAAAAAUGCCGCGUUCACUUCCCUCAACGGCGUCAAUUUGUCUCUCCUCGCGAAAAAAUUGUACAAUGAAAAUCUCACAAAGGAACCGGACGAAGUGUGGAAUUGGAAUCUUCUGUUUACGCAAGUUGCCUCUGAAAUAAACAGCGAGGCGCAAAAGAAGAUUUUAACGUGA